Molecule: messenger RNA, 2106 nt
Organism: Peronospora farinosa
Lineage: Eukaryota; Oomycota; Peronosporomycetes; Peronosporales; Peronosporaceae
Source: the annotation of a GenBank genome assembly
AUGCCCAAGUCAAAUGCGCACGUUUUGUGUUUGGAUCUGCUGCCGCCAAGCAUGCCGACGUCGCCUGAAGAGGAUUAUGCACAUUAUAGUGAAGCUUCGUCUCUAACAGUGUACAAAAGCGACUUGGGGUGGGUGAACGAAAUGAAUUUCACAAGUGCCAACACCCCAAGUCAAUUGCGGCAGCGAUUUAUCCAAAUUCAGGUUACAGAUCGUCUGUUCAAGGAACCGUCUUGGAUGCAUCCGAAUGUUGGUGGUGAGGCACAAUUUGUAAAGGGGAGAAUGGAUGAGAUUGAUGCACUAAACGAAGAGCUGAAAGCCAAUGAGACCAAGAAUAAAUUGGGAGAGUGGACGUCCACUUCCAUCAGUGGAAAUGCCAUUUUGUCCAGUGUGCUCUUCUCUGCGGGUCAAACGAUUGCCAAAGCCGGCAAACUAGCGCCAGUCACGCAACUUUUUGUGGUCGCGGUGAUCUACUGCCUUCGCUGGGUGUUUGAAGAAGUUAUGAGUGCUGUGCCGUUGAACGGAGGUUUUUAUACUGCUAUGCUGAACUCGGGGCCGAAGAAAAGUGCUGCUGUUUGUGCCGUCUUCAGUAUUCUCUCGUACUUAUCGACGGCUGUGGUCAACGGCGUCUCGGCCAUGAACUACGCCAACGAGUCUUUGGUGGAGAUUCCGGUCAUGUCUUGCACGAUCGGGCUACUAGCCGUUUUCGCGCUGCUCUGCCUUAUUGGCAUCGCUGAGAGUGCUUCCGUUGCUUUGAUCCUAUUCGUAUUCCACACGUUCACGUUGACAUUAUUGAGCAUCUUCAGCAUCGUCUACGUGGUACAGCAUCCUUCCAUCUUUACGGAUAACAUGAACACAUCUCUUCCUGAGCUGACGACGUUCAGCGGCGCGGCAAACGUUAAUAAUAUUGCCUCCGCUCUUUUCUUGGGCUAUGGCACAGCGAUGCUGGGGGUUACAGGAUUCGAGAGCUCAUCGCAGUACGUCGAAGAGCAAGCGGCGGGCAUGUUUUCCAAAACACUGCGCAACAUGUGGGCACUCUCUAGUACAUUCAACGUGGCUUACUCGCUGUUGGCAUUAGCAGUUGUUCCAUUGGAUACGAUUAUCUCGAAUCAGUCUACAUUGCUGUCGUAUAUGGGGCGUCUGAGUGGUGGCCGCUGGCUGGAAAUAUUCGUGGCAAUUGACGCAUUUGGUGUCCUUGCUGGUGCUGUGCUGACGGCGUACAUCGGCAUUAAUGGGUUGUUCCAGCGUUUAGCACUUGACCGUGUUUUGCCCAGCUUCUUGCUUAAGGUAAAUUCGUGCCGUGGCACCAACCACUUCAUCAUCUUGGCGUUUUUUGUCGUGUGUGCGAGUCUCGUGUAUAUAUUGGAAGCUGAAGUAACGGUGCUGUCCGGUGAUUUUGCGCUCGCUUUUCUGAGUGUACUUCUGUCCUUCAUCAUUGCGUGCUUGUUGCUGAAGCUGCACCGCGAAGAAAUUCCGCGAAAGAGAACGACAUCGUGGAUCAACACAGCUUUUUGCAUGUGUACGGUGUCCCUGGGUUUCCUCGCGAAUGCUAUUUCGAAUGUAAAGGCGUUGACAUAUUUUUUCAUUUACUUCGCGAUUUUCUUCGUUGUGGUGUUCCUGAUGCUAAAACGGGUGAGUUUGCUGAAGGCAUUCCUCUUUGUUUCGGGCAAGCUUAAAACUUACUUUCAAGGCGUCUCGGCCCCGUCCCACCAGUCUUUUUCGGGUAGUGUCAUGAUUGCCAAGACAAUUGAGACUAUCAAGAACACCCCGGUGGUAUUCUUCUGCAAAGCAGUGAAUCUGCCGAAAAUUAAUGAGGCCGUGGCGUACGUGAUGCGCAACGAACACACGUAUUGCCUGCGAUUGGUGCACGUGUGUGAGCCAAAUGCUCCUGUUCCAGGCGAGUUUGAGCAUGUGGUAAAUCUGUUUGACCACAUUUACCCGUCGAUCAAGAUCGAUUUUAUUGCUGUAACAGGGGCAUUUGAUCCUGCGAUGGUGCAGUGGCUGUCAAAGUCGAUGAAUGUUCCAACAAACAUGAUGUUCAUGCGUCAACCAGCAAAUGAAAGUAUUCAUCGGGUGUCGGCUUUGGGUGUACGAGUCAUUACGGAUUAA